AGGGACAAGGCGGAAGGAUCGAUCAGUUUAAGGAUGGUGGACUUUUGGUGGCGACUGUGGCACCUGCCACUAUUGCUGUAUCUCACAGGACUCCUGCAGUUUGAUCUGUGCAGUGGUCAGAUUCAGGUCCAGAUCCAGGAAGGUCCUCUGUAUAGAGUGAAAGGAUAUCCCAUCUCCAUAUCCUGUAAUGUUACAGGGUUUACAGGCCCAUCUAACCGGGAUUUUCAGUUCAUUCUCAAGAAACCAAAUGUGGAAUUAAAUAUGAUCAGUACCAGUGACCCAGACUUUGCCUACGGAAUGUUCUUCGGUAGAAUAAGAAAUAAAGAGAUUUAUAUUCAAAGGCUGUCAGGAUCUUCAGUUCUCUUGACAAUCAAAAAUCUGCUGGAGAACGAUGCAGGUGAUUUGCUCUGUGAGACCCUACACACAGGUGGUGCAUAUUACGGAGAUUAUGCUGCAGAAACAAAGCUUAAUGUGAUUGCAGACACCCUGGAGGCAUCAUACUCUGGCUCUCCCUCUCAGAGCUUGUCUGAAGGUGAUCCUCUUCAGCUUGAGUGCCAGGUCUCCAGCCAGACUUUUCAACAUACUCAUCUGUCGGUCACCUGGUUUCUCCAUGGUGAAGAGGAUGAAAUCCCCCGGCCAAUCAUUACUCUGGACAAAGAUCUGACUGUAAAGCCAGGAGCUGGAUUUGAGGAUGGCUAUCGUGCUGGUCUUAUCAGCAUGGAUAAGGUGGAGGACACAACCUACAGACUGAAGAUGCCUCAAGUGCAGCAGUCAGACCAGGGGAAGUUUUACUGCAAAGCCAUUGAGUGGAUACAAGACCCAGACCGUUCCUGGACACAGAUUGCCCACAAAACCACCACAGCAUGCAAUGUGGAGAUCAAACGAAUCGUGGCCCCUGAUGCAGGUUCGUUCAGUGUUUAUCUGAAGGCUUCAAAGGGGCCACUACAGGAGGAAGACGCACUGGACAUCCGCUGCAGUGUAAAUGCACAGAACCUUCCUGGUCAUUUCUUCUCGGUGACUUGGCUGAAGGACCAGCAGAAAGUGGCCCAGAUUGGAUUUUCUGGGGUGCUCACUAUGUUUGACAGUUACAAAGAGCGAGAGAAUGCAGCAGAGAUGAGAGCAGUGAAAACCAGUCACACGGACUACCUGCUGACCAUCCGUUCGGCUCGGGCUGAGGACCAGGGCCAAUACCAGUGUGAAGUAUGGCAGGAAAACAUGAAUGAAGAUGGCACCUACAAAAAAAUACAAAAAGAAAUGUCCAGUCCAGAGACUGUGAGCAUCACGGCUAAAGAGAGUGAUCUUGCGGUGGUCAUGGAGAUGAAUGACGCAGUGACUGAGGGAGAUGCACUACGAGUCUCCUGCUCAGUGUCGGGAUUCAAAGGUCCUUUAUCAGUGUCAUGGCAACACAAGAAAGACUCGGGGGCUUCCUUCAGUGAUGUCAUUAGUCUGACCCAUGAGGGAGUGAUGAGAGAUGUUGGGGCAAGGUAUCAGAGCAGAAAUGUUCAAACAUUUCAUUCUCCAGCUGGAAACUUUAUUCUAGAGCUUGGUGCAUCUGCAACAUCUGACAGCGGCGAGUAUAAGUGCAUUGUGUCUGAAUGGACAGUACAGAGCAAUGGCGAGAUGAAGAAAGCCAACACCAAAUCUCAGCAAAAAGCCAUAAUAGUUAAUUCUGUUGAAUCUCUAAUGAAGGUGAGCUUGAAAAGUCGUACAACAAAUGUGCCAAUAGAUUCUCCAGUAGAACUGCUAUGCACCGUCAGAGGGCCUAAAGUGUCUUUGGCUGUACGCUGGAUGUUUCAGCCCCGCAAUUCAACUGUUCAAACAAAUAUUUUAUCCAUAAGCCAUACUGGAGAAAUCACCUGGAAAGCAGAUCAGAGAAACUAUCAGCUGUCCAUUCAACAGCCGUCAGACACUCAUUUCACUCUCAUGGUGCCGAGAGCCAGCAAGCAACAAGAAGGACAGUAUCAGUGUCAAGUUGAUGCCUAUCAAAAGGAUGUACAGAAAGCCUUGAAGAACUCCAACCCGUUAGCUGUGAUUGUACAGAAACCUGUCAGCAAGAUGAGCCUGUACUACUCACCCACUUCUCGUCUGGAAACCACUGUCAACACUGAUGCUAAGCUUGAAUGCUCAGUCACGAGGACAACCACAGAUACCUCUCGUUUCACGAUAACAUGGAUGGUUGGGUCCCAGAUGCUGUUAACUAUGGACCUAGAUGCUGUUGUCAAGUUUGGCCUUGCAGCCGGCCUAGAGAUGGACCAGAGGAUCCGUAUGGAAAUAAGACAGAAACAGGACUUCCAGCUGAUUAUUCAACAGGUCAGAACAUCUGACAGUGGGCAAUAUCAUUGUGAGGUGGAAGAGUGGCUUCAGGAUCCUCUUGGUGACUGGUAUUCCCUACAAAAAAUGUCUGUUUCCACAGAGCUGGUUGUCAAAGAGAAAGAAAUUAAACUGCAUGUUCAGAAGGAGAACCGAACAUUCAACAUUACCAAUCAUCAGACUGCAUUCACCAUCGACUGUGUCAUUGACUCACAAUCCAGUGAUAAGUCUGUCUUUGAGGUCACCUGGUUCAAGGUUCAGGAGGAAGAAGGACCAGUCUCCAUGUUCACUGCCAGGCGUGACGGUACUUUACACAGUGCAAUUAGCGAUAAAAAUCUUCUGUUUGGACGACCACUUGCCACACACUAUAAACUGACUGUGCCACAGAUCAACCCCACUGAUAUGGGGCAAUACUACUGUCAGGUUGAGGAGUGGCUUCUAACUGCUAACACCUGGAAGAAAUUUGCUUCAGAUAAAUCUGGAGAGCUCUCCAUCUAUGUUCACACUGAAGGUGAUUCUGAAAAACAGAUAGACCCAUUGGGAAUAACAUUGGCAAUCGCUAUUCCUCUGAUUUGCUUUCUUGUAUUGCUCAUACUAUUGUUGUUGAGAAAGGGCCACAAGAAGAAACCUGAACUGAAGAAGAAGAAAGACUGUCUGUGGGCUGAAAAAAAUGGACUUACUCUCGUGCCUUCUUGCGAUUAGAUUGUUGUUUUAAAAUGCUCAUGAUCAGAUUGCAGUUACUUUUUUAUCAAUUAUAUGAUUACAUACAUUCACACAGUAAUCAUUUCACUUUUAAGAAACUUGGAAAAAUAUUACUGUACAAUAGCCCUAUACGUUUCCUAAUUUUCUAUUGACUGCAAAGUUACAUGCAAAAUCUAAAAAAAGCAUUUUGGUUGCUUGUUUUAUCAACAUUUCAUAUCUAAUCAACUCCUGACAAACAUUUUAAUUAUUAUUUGACAUCACUCUGUGAGUCAUUUGAUGUUUUACUAUAGGGGUUGGCAACCAGUGCCACGAGUGCCAACAUCUUACACUGGCGCAUGAGCAAGACAGAUGAAUGUAUUUCAUUUAAAGUCCCUCACAGCUGCAUGACAAUCUAUACUUUCAGUUUAUCUUUUUUUUUCAUAGCCAAACAGCCUGUUUUACUAUGUUAGAAGCUAUAAAUACUAUUAAUGUAUGAGAAUUAACUUGUGCCUGUAAACAGCAGCUCUGAUAAACCAUGUGUGCAACCACUGCAUAUCACAAACCACUGAAACUGCAGUGCAGGUUAAAGUAGCAGCUAGCGCAGUGCUUUCAGACAAGUACAUUUUUCUUCAGUUGUGCUGCACAACUGAGUGGAUGGCAGCUUACAGUUUUGUUGUAUUUGAUACUCUUAGCUUUGAGAGCAAAAUAAGUUAUGCUAUCAGUGUUGAAGUUUUUCAGCUCAGUUUCUUUACAAUUCCACAUAAUGACAAUGACAGUGACGGGUGAACUACAACAUCAAGAGAGAAAAUUCGAAAUCUGUUAUUCAAAGUCUAGCUUAAGCCUGAAAAUAAACUACUUUUAGGAUUGAAAUGUUUAAAACACAUUUAAAUUGUCUGACAAUUGCGUCAGAAAUAUUUUAAAUUGUGCUUUAUUAAUUUGUCAGUCAGCAAAUCAAUUAAUCAAGUCUGUGACUGAUAAUGUUAUGCUGGGAUAACAUGAAUUAUUAGGUUUCAACGUUGACAAAAAAACUUGCCAACCCCUGUAUAGACCUAAGUCAGGGUAGAUAGACGCCAUAUUGAAUUUUAUGGAUGAGGCUGGGAGGAAUAGACUUACAGUCUUUACAAAGUUAAAGAACACAUGUGAUUUUCACUAUACACAUUUUAUACAAUAUUUUUUUUUGGGACUCUUUCUUAUAUUGCGCUACCCUGACAAGGUCUAUUACAGUAGGUUAUGUCUUUAAAAGGCUUUUAAAAAAUACAAAAAUUCACAUAAUUUUGCAUUUACCAUGUAAUCCACUUAUACACUCACCAAACCAACAAAAAUAGUAAUGCUAGGUUUAGGUUUGUGAAUUGGUUUUGUACUUUGCUUCAAACCUGUACAUAAAUGUGCUUUUAUGUUUGUGAUACAUUUUGAGCCUUUGCUUUAGAAAUAUAACUUGUCUGAUCUGCUACCACACAUGAAUGAUGUUUGUAAAGCUGUAGCUGAAUGUUCAUAAUUCUAGAAAUUCUCCCAUAAUGCAAACAGAUUUGAAUCUGUGACUGCUAUAGGGCCUAGACUUUUAUUGGCAUCAGAUUUGUACGCCAUGUAAAUACAUUUGCAUAUUUGUACACAAUGUAAAUGAAUUUUCCUUCCAACUUUGAUGUUGGCUCUGUUGUCUUCGUGUUUAUGAGUGUUUGUUCAUGUUAUGUAAUGUUUAAAGUCACAAUGUAAUGGAAGUGACAAUAGGUGUCAGUGGGGACCAUCAACUGUUUGGUUACACAUAUUCUCCAAAAUAUCUUCUUUUGUGUUCAACAGAGG
Molecule: messenger RNA, 4788 nt
Organism: Sinocyclocheilus anshuiensis
Lineage: Eukaryota; Metazoa; Chordata; Actinopteri; Cypriniformes; Cyprinidae
Product: immunoglobulin superfamily member 2-like
Exons: 9
Coding region: 34-3012 (992 amino acids)
Cellular component (GO): membrane
Source: RefSeq, a predicted model, not a curated record